Sciurus carolinensis (gray squirrel) is the source of this 1864-nucleotide messenger RNA. RefSeq names its product E3 ubiquitin-protein ligase TRIM50-like. The coding region runs from base 28 to 1587 and encodes 519 amino acids. The record is from RefSeq and is a predicted model, not a curated record. The transcript is spliced from 7 exons. Gene Ontology annotation, molecular function: zinc ion binding; protein binding. NCBI's taxonomy places the organism in Eukaryota, Metazoa, Chordata, Mammalia, Rodentia, Sciuridae.
GGCACGUGACAGGGCACACGGCGCGUGAUGGGGCUGAUGGGGCAUUGGCGUGUCUGGGCAGAGCUCCGAGGAGCAGGUCGUGCGCAUGCGGAAGAACUCCACAGCCCCCUUAAUGCAGCGUGUGUGGCGUGGCAGGUGAGUGUGCCCGAGCUGCAGGCCCAGCUCCAGUGUCCCAUCUGCCUGGAGGUCUUCAGAGAACCCUUGGUGCUGCUGUGUGGCCAUUCUUGCUGCAAGGACUGCCUGGUCUCCCUGUCCCAGCACCUAGACUCACAGCUACGCUGCCCCGUGUGCUGCCAGGCGGUGGAUGGCGGCAGCUCCCCGCCCAACGUCUCCCUGGCUGGGGUCAUUGAGGCCCUGCGGCUCCCAGGGAACCCAGAGCCCGCCGUCUGCUCCCACCACCGAAACCCACUCAGCCUUUUCUGCGAGAAGGACCAGGAGCUCAUCUGUGGCCUCUGUGGCCUGUUGGGCUCCCACCAGCGCCACCGGGUCACGCCGAUCUCCACUGUCUACAGCCGCAUGAAGGAGGAGCUCGCAACCCUCAUCUCCGAUCUGAAGCAGGAGCAAAGGAAGGUGGAAGAACAUAUUGCCAAACUGGUGAACAACAGGACCCGGAUUGUUAAUGAGUCAGAUGUCUUCAGCUGGGUGAUCCGCCGGGAGUUCCAGGAGCUGCACCACCUGGUGGAUGAGGAGAAGGCCCGCUGCCUGGAGGGGGUAGAGGGCCACACGCGCGGCCUAGUGGCCUCCCUGGACAUGCAGCUGGAGCAGGCCCAGGGCACGCGUGAGCGACUGGCCCAGGCAGAGCGUGUGCUGGAGCAGUUUGGCAGCGAGAACCACCACGAGUUCAUCCGGAACUACCACUCCAUGGCCUCCAGAGCAGAGCUCCAGCAGUCCCGGCCUUUGGAAAGCACGUUCAGCCCCAUCUCCUUCAAGCCAGGCCUCCACCAGGCUGACAUCAAGCUGACAGUAUGGAAAAGGCUGUUCCGGAAAGUUCUACCAGCCCCAGAGUCGCUCAAGCUGGACCCUGCCACUGCCCACCCGCUCCUGGAGCUCUCCAAGGGCAACACGGUGGUGCAGUGUGGGCUCCUGGCGCAGCCGUGCGCCAGCCAGCCCGAGCGCUUCGACUACAGCACCUGUGUUCUGGCCAGCCGGGGCUUUUCCUGUGGCCGCCACUACUGGGAGGUGGUGGUGGGCAGCAAGAGCCACUGGCGCCUGGGGGUCAUCAAGGGCACAGCCAGCCGCAAGGGCAAGCUGAGCAAGUCCCCCGAGCAUGGCGUGUGGCUCGUGGGCCUGAAGGAGGGCCGGGUGUACGAGGCCUUCAGCUGCCCUCGCGUGCCCCUGCCCGUGGCGGGUCGGCCCCACCGCAUCGGGGUCUACCUGCACUACGAGCAGGGGCAGCUCACCUUCUUCGAUGCCGACCGCCCCGAGGACUUGCGGCCGCUCUACACCUUCCAGGCCGACUUCCAGGGCAAGCUCUACCCCAUUCUGGACACGUGCUGGCAUGAACGAGGCAGCAACUCCCUCCCCAUGGUGAUGUCCCCACCCAGCGGGCCUGGCCACCUCGCCCCCCCACGGCCCCCCAAGAUGUAAGGCCGCCUUGCUGCUCCCUGCCCACAGGCACAUGUCGCCCGGCACUGAGACUUGGGUCCCCCGAUCCGUGGUGACCCCCUCACCGCCUGUAUGUCCCCGGAGCGUUGAUGACAGGUAGAGGAGCCAUCGCCCCUUCCCGGUCGGCCACAGGAGUAUUUGUCAACUUUUGCCAGGGUUAGUGGGGCCAGCGUGGGAAUGCGAAGUCCCGCUGAGCAGCUGCGCCUCCCGACCAUGCCCUGCACCUACUUCUCCAGCAGAGGGCGGAAACACUUUAUCA